GCAAUUUUUCGAAAAAAGACAACCAGAAAUCCCAAAUCAAGUGCGGCCGUCUUUCUGGUCUUCCUCUGCAACUUUCACUCCAACACAUGUCGCCGGUAACGGCUCUUUGAUUAUGCAAUUUCUCAAUAGUCUGAUCUCUGUAUGGCUAUAACUUCACUCCCACACCCAUCUUGUUUUCGAAUCAAUUUCUCAGCCACCAAUCUCACUCAGAACUCGAUUUCUUUCAUUCUUUCUUUCCCAUGGAGACAGAGGCUACGACUACGAAAUUCAAGAACCCAGAUUUCCGGCCGGUGCCACAACCCCAUGAUUUCCACCCUGAAAUUACGGUGACUUCCCACGACGGCCUCCACUUCUGGCAGUUCAUGAUCGCCGGCUCCAUUGCCGGUUCUGUGGAGCACAUGGCAAUGUUUCCAGUUGAUACCGUCAAGACCCACAUGCAAGCUCUCCGCUCGUGCCCAAUCAAAUCGGUCAGUGUCCGUCAGGCGCUCGGCUCAAUCUUGAAAUCUGAAGGUCCCGCUGGGUUAUACCGAGGCAUUGGAGCUAUGGGUCUGGGAGCCGGCCCCGCCCACGCUGCAUACUUCUCGGUUUAUGAAAUCUGUAAGAAGCAUUUCUCUGCUGGCAAUCCAAAUAAUUCCGCCGCCCAUGCGAUUUCUGGGGUUUUUGCAACUGUUGCUAGCGAUGCUGUUUUCACUCCCAUGGAUAUGGUGAAGCAGAGGCUGCAAUUGGGACACGGUACUAAUUAUAGAGGGGUGUGGGAUUGCACCAAGACUGUGUUUAGGGAAGAGGGAAUUCGGGCGUUUUAUGCCUCGUAUAGGACGACUGUGCUCAUGAAUGCACCGUUUACUGCAGUGCAUUUUGCCACGUAUGAGGCGACAAAGAGGGCUUUGAUGGAGAUUUCACCCGAGAGUGCAAGUGAUGAGAUGUUAGUUGUCCAUGCCACAGCUGGUGCUGCUGCCGGCGCACUGGCGGCCGCUGUGACCACACCUCUGGAUGUGGUUAAGACUCAGUUGCAAUGUCAGGGAGUUUGUGGAUGUGAUAGAUUUAAGAGUGGUUCAAUUACAGAUGUGAUAAAGGCAAUAGUACAUAAGGAUGGCUACCGAGGGUUGAUGAGGGGAUGGAUUCCCAGAAUGCUUUUCCAUGCUCCUGCUGCCGCAAUCUGCUGGUCUAUAUAUGAAGCUGGAAAAGCUUUCUUCCAAGAAAUUAAUGGAAGCGAUGGCAAUAGCACUGUAACCUGAAGCACAAUGACAAAAUAAGGGUUUCAGUAUUCUUUAGUUGCAUCACACAAAUCUGUUGUAUGAGUAACAGAAUAGACUCCUUUCACACGAUGGACAGGUAAACAAGUGGCAAGAGAAAUACUCUCAGAGACUGCAAUGUGAUAACUGUCUAUCGAAUUGGCAUCGGCAUCAAUAGCUCAAAUACAUUGUUGUCAAUUUUAUAGAAACUUAUUGCUUAGCGAGUUUUUCUGGCGGAAAUUCAUCCAUCAUGAAAAUCCUGUCAAUGGGUUUAAUGAUGUUGUAAGGUAGAGUAUAAAUUGCUUCAGAAAGAGUCAAUUUUUUCCCCCAAUUUUUUAUAUAUUCAGGAAGUUUUGAUUUGUUUAUUAAGUGUUCAAGACUAAUGUGCCUUUAGUUGUUGCAAAGCUGGGUGGAUUUUGAAAUGUGAUGAUGGAAUAAUAAUAUGAAAUUAAA
Messenger RNA from Rubroshorea leprosula, 1685 nucleotides. The record is from the annotation of a GenBank genome assembly. NCBI's taxonomy places the organism in Eukaryota, Viridiplantae, Streptophyta, Magnoliopsida, Malvales, Dipterocarpaceae.